Messenger RNA from Porites lobata, 2406 nucleotides. The record is from the annotation of a GenBank genome assembly. NCBI's taxonomy places the organism in Eukaryota, Metazoa, Cnidaria, Anthozoa, Scleractinia, Poritidae.
AUGGCCACAACAUGGCUGAUUUUUUGCCUUGGGAUAGUUUACAGCGUCCAACGGGCUCAGUCCUCUGGUAUCCUCCCGGUCAAAGCAACACACCACAACAACUCAGCCUUACAUCAAGUACUGGAAGCAUUAGCAGCCACUUAUCCCAACAUAACAAGGCUGUAUUCCAUUGGAAAGUCCUAUCAGGGAAAGGAAUUAUGGGUACUGGAGAUCACGAAAAACCCCGGUAGGCAUAUACCUGGCAAGCCCGAGUUCAAGUAUGUGGCAAACAUGCACGGGAAUGAGGUUGUGGGAAGAGAACUGCUUCUUCUGUUUGCUGAUUAUUUGUGUUCCAAUUAUGGAAACAAUGAUCGAGUAACAAGGCUUGUGGAUACAACCAGAAUUCACCUGCUGCCAUCGAUGAAUCCUGAUGGCUGGGAAAGCUCCAACGAAGGCGACUGCAGUAGUGUCAGGGGACGGUUUAACGCAAAUGGCGUGGAUUUAAACCGGAACUUUCCUGAUCCAUAUGACGGACAGAGGAAUGAGUUACAACCUGAAACCCAGGCAGUUAUGAACUGGAUUCACCAGGAACCGUUUGUCCUGUCAGCCAACUUACAUGGAGGGACGCUGGUAGUUAAUUAUCCUUUUGAUAACCUCCCAAAGGAGCUGAAGAGGUCUGGGUCAAGAGUUUAUUACAGUUCACCAGAUGACGACAUUUUUGUUUCUAUAGCAAAAGUGUAUUCAAAGACGCAUCCGACAAUGCACAUUGGGCACCCGAAAUGUCCAAUCCAGAGAAAUGAGAGGUUCGCGGACGGAAUUACAAACGGAGCAGCCUGGUAUCCAAUAUCCGGGGGAAUGCAGGACUACAAUUAUUACAAAACGUACGGUAUUUAUCCUGGUCACAUUUCUUUUUCUUUUUAAACACUAAGUAAGUAAUCAGGGGCGUAGCCAGGAUAUUUCCAGAGGUACAAUGUACGCACGCAGAAUUUGGCCUGCGUAGCUGGCGGGAUAGCGGCCAAGAAAGUAGGCUAGCAGAAUUUCCAAAUCCACCCUGGCUCAGGGGUGCCUGGGUUUGUUGCGAAAAGAAAUAGCAAAUCUGAAAAAAUUGAUUUUUUUUAGUGUUAUUAUAUUCUAAGGUGUCAAUAAACCGAACAUUAUUGUUGUUAUCUUUUUUAGGAAAGACAGAGUUGAGCCCUAAUUUGCUUAUUUACGUCAUCAUUUUCAUUCCUGUCAUGUAAAAUGAAAUCAUUAUUUGUUAUUCUCUGCCCCUCCCCAGCCGGCAAUAGUACUAAAAUCAGCCACUAUCAAUAUCCGGGAUUAUUCAGCCACAUUGUUCUCGACUGCUGGAAUCCCGACAUCUGCAUGCAGAAUGAUAAUUAUUACAGUUGCCAAUACAAAUAUUAAAUAAAAUUUGGAGGGUUUUUUGCGCAAGGCAGGAAAUGACGGUUGCAAGAAGUCUCAUUUUUAACAAAUUCCCGAGUGGCUUCCCCUAGACGCCCUUAAAAGUUCCUUCCUCCGAUCCGGCACUCAUGUGGUCAUAUCGGUUACCUUUUGGGGACUGUAAAGGCGGGGGUGUCAGUAGCAUUUUUCUUAGCGGCCCCUACCCAAUAAAACGCGCAAUAUUCAUUAGGAAUUUAGGUUUGAUAGAAAGAAUUCACAUUUAAAAUCUCCGUCCCCGACCCCGCCAAAAAAAUACAAAACCAAAAGUCCUAAAGACUGAGUGUUAAACUGGAGAUUUUCUGGAUUAGACGGAUAUGGAAAAAUAGCUGCUUAGUCAUUUCCGAUAUUCUGCAAAUUAAUGAUCUUCUCAGACUUUCCUUAUCUUCAUCCAGGAACUGUUUUGAAAUCACCUUGGAACUUGGUUGCUGUAAGUACCCUCCAGCACUGUACAUCAAGCCCUACUGGUAUGCCAAUCGCGAACCUUUGCUCAAGUACGUUGAACUUGUUCACACCACAGGCAUGAAGGGCUUUGUAAUGGAUGAGAGGGGCCGUCCACUAGAGGGGGCCAGAAUCAUAAUUGAAAAUCGCGCCAAGAAGAUCAAAACGUCCAAGGAUGGAGAUUUCUGGCGUCUGUUAGUUCCGGGUAAUUACACAGUACGAGUGGCCAAAAGAAAGUACAAGAACACAAAGCUUAGAGUAACCGUUAACCCAGAUCAAGCAACAGUGGUUAAUAUCACACUCGUGAGUAAAAGUUCAAGAAAUCUUAACAGGCGCAGACCGGUAAAAACAGUUAGUCCAGUUCAGGUUUUUAUCGACAAAGAUGAACGUAACGUAUCAUUUCAUUCUGCCUUAGCGCACAGGGAUAGAUUACGCCUGUCAGCAAAAGCUCCAAAGAAAUCUGCCUCUCUUAAGAUAACUCCUGUAGCCCAUACUUUCUUAAUUUCCCUUUUAGUACUAUUUUUUCAAAUGAUGUUUAUUGACAAUUAA